UCAUGGAUCUAUGUAUGUAUGUAUGUAUGUAAUGACAACGUCAAAACCGUCAAAAACCUACGUUAGCAAAUGUCAACUAGAGUGAAUUGGAGGGGAUGGUUUACACGUAACCUACAGAUGGCAAAGAACUGAUGUGUUUGGUGCCAUCUAUUGAUUAAAGGUGGAACCUAAAAGACCUAAAAGUUGAAAUACCAGCCGCACGAAGUGCAUAAAACCAAUAACAUGAGUCAACAGAAUAACUCACAGAAUUCUGAGGAGCCACAACCGCCACAACGUUCAGGGUGGGAAGCUUUGAAACAACAUGUAAUUGACCAUAAAGUUGAAGUAGCAAUAUGGGCUACAAGAGUGUUCACAGUUCUUUUCACGUUUGGAUAUUUCAUCCCUCUUUUUGGAUACCCAUACAAUGCAUAUUACAAGGCACUUAUGUCGAAUGCAGCUUCAAGUGCAUUGCGUCUGCAUCAGCGUGUUCCACGAGUGACACUUAGUCGAGAGUUUUUGUCACUUUUGCUUCUUGAAGACAGUUGCCAUUAUCUCUUUUACUCUCUUAUCUUCCUUUCUGUAACACCUGUUACAUUGGUCUUGUUACCUGUAUUCAUGUUUGCACUCCUUCAUUCUGCAAGCUACUCCCUAACACUGUUGGACACACUUGGCCAGAAUUCAUGGUGGGGAGCCAGACUGUUGAUAUCAUUGGUUGAAUUUCAGUCGCGCAAUAUUCUGCGACUUGUGGCUUUCACCGAAAUAUUUCUCUUGCCCUUCACAAUUGUGCUGAUAUUCCUGGGAAGAGCAGGUUUGUUGACUCCGUUCAUCUACUAUCAUUUCUUAACACUGCGAUAUUCUUCUCGACGCAAUCCAUAUAAUCGGAUGAUGUUCCAUGAGCUGCGUCUACUCUUAGAAAGUACUGCCAGCAAACCUGGAACACCUUCACUUUUACGGAAUAUCCUGCUCUCAGCUGUUGCCUUUACAUCGAGACUUGCACCACCAUCACCCCAGGCUCAAUAGUAUAUCAUGGCAUGAUAAAAGACUACAAUUAAACAAAGUAAAUUUUGGUGGAGGCCUUCAUGAGUCAUGCCGAUAUCCUUGGUAAUACAAAUUGGCAAAUAGAUAUUUCAGAUUACACUGCUACAAUGUUUUGUAUAUACCUUGAAUGGCUGAUCAUAGGCAGUGGCACAAAAUACACAACAGUUUUUUUGUUUUUUUUUUUUUU
This is a messenger RNA of Cryptotermes secundus, 1204 nucleotides long. It is a transcript of the gene Kr-h2, whose product is annotated as Krueppel homolog 2. NCBI's taxonomy places the organism in Eukaryota, Metazoa, Arthropoda, Insecta, Blattodea, Kalotermitidae. The record is from RefSeq and is a predicted model, not a curated record. Gene Ontology annotation, biological process: membrane organization; endoplasmic reticulum tubular network organization. The transcript has 6 exons. Bases 223 to 999 code for a protein of 258 amino acids. Gene Ontology annotation, cellular component: membrane; endoplasmic reticulum.